Molecule: messenger RNA, 2685 nt
Organism: Penicillium canariense
Lineage: Eukaryota; Fungi; Ascomycota; Eurotiomycetes; Eurotiales; Aspergillaceae
Product: putative cell wall proline rich protein
Exons: 1
Coding region: 1-2685 (894 amino acids)
Source: RefSeq, a predicted model, not a curated record
AUGGCUUCCAUUUCGCUCCCCCCGCAGCCCCGGUCGGGCUUUCCUUCACAUUUCGACGCUCCUCCGCCAAAUUCCGACUCGAGUUGUCGCCUGAGCAUGCCGGCCCCGUUGCCCAACCCGCCGUUUGUGUUUCCCGCUCGCGACCCCGAGGGUUCGGACUCGCAGGCGAAGAUGCCGGGUCGAACGCCACCCGCUCUGCCAGCAUUUUCAUUCAAUCCUGGGGCGGGCCCAUCUUUGCAGCCUGCGCCGGCCCCCAAUCCUCGAGCUGGUGGACACAGACGGCGCCCCAGUGAAUUCGUUGGGGGCGAUCAAUUAGUGACCCCGGGGGCCGGAGAAUCCAUGGAUAAGCGGGAAGAACUUACCACCGCAACACAACCCAGCGCUCCAUCGGGGCCUCCACCUGGGAGGGGACCAGGACGACGACAUCACGCCCAUCGCCGCUCAGCAGCAAUCUCUGGUGUCGACUUGAAUGCGAUCAACAAGGCUCUUGGCACUAAUCCGGCGGCAAGUGCGCCCGCUACCCCUGGAGAUCGCACGUUCGACACCGCGAAUGAGAGUCUUUCCCGGCCACUCUCAUACUCGGCGACAAGUCUCGGUCGUCCGACGCCUCCAGCAUCACCUCGGUUUUCUCCUGUGCCACCUGUCCCGCCCAUUCCAACCGCGAUCCAUGUCGAGCCCCCUCCUACCAAUAAUCAUGCGGAUAAUGCACGGCCUUCUUCAGCAAUAUCAGAUGAGACUUCACCAAGCGCCAAUAAUGUCAGAUUUGAGCAGCCUGAGGUUGAUGUCCCGGUUGCGCGAGCAACGCCUCCCAAGCGCAGGUCAAAGCCACGGCCGAAAACGGCCGAUGCGUCUUUGGCUUUCGACCUGAUACAGAGCAAGAGCGUGCCCGACGCACCCGGAGUGAAGCGCUCGAAAUCGACCGGGCACUCGCGUUCUCGUAAGAGUAUGUCGACCGGGCAUCUUGAUGUCACACUUGCGAACCACGGCAGUGACGAUGCGCACUCAACGGAUACAUCUCGCCCUUCGUACUCGGAUGAUGGCUCUGAAUUGAGCGACACCGAUAAUGAAGCCGAUGCUUCUUAUCCAACGAAGAAAUCCCACUCGAAAUCGAAGAAGAAGCAGAAGCGUAUUCGCUCCUGGGCGGGUGGGAUUCUGACCCGAGGCAAAGGGAAACGCCAUGCGAAGACGGAUGCCGAGGAGAAGCCGGAAAGACAGGGAAAGCCAGCAGCAUUAAUACCUCCUGCGCUCACCCGAACUAAUUCAGAUGUCGGAUCAGUCUUGGAAGUCGAUUUUGAUAAUGACGAUGUUGUUGUCCUUCGCACUCCCACCAAUUCAGAUGCACCUGUCUCCGCCGCCGAGCGUGCUAAGGAUGAAUCGCCCAUGCCCGCUCCUAGCCUGGAAACUUCUUGGAAACCUCGAAGUUUUUAUGAGCAGAACCUCUCGGCACAGGAUGACGUGUUGAGUAGUCCGAUUAUUGACCUCGACGCUGCCCUUGGCCCCUUCAAUACUCCCGGCGACAAUCGACAGUCCCGAGGCACUCCGAGCAAGUUUCACCUGGCAACACAGCGCAUGUACAGUGGUGGACGACGAGGCGAAUUUGUUGGUCCUGAGAUGCGCUAUCACCGUCGCACCGAGAGUGCUCCGGUGAUGCCUCCAUUUGACCGUAGCGCUUUGAGUAUCAACCGUUUGGUGGGUACCGCGGCACUUGAAACGCCUGAUGUCUUCUACGAGGAAGAAGAGGACGCUUUCCUGGCUGCCACACACUUUCCUAGAGAUGAGCUUGCCUCGUCAGCUCCUGCUGAGACUGCUCUUGCCUUCUCCUCUUCUUCAUCCUCGGAGGAGGACAAGAACUCAGUCAAGAGUGAUGACACUGCAGAGACCUUGACUAAGGCACCUGCACCCAGCUCGCCACAACAUAAGGGUCUUGGGAUCGAGGCGAACGAGGAGCCUGCCAUCCCGAAGGAGGUACCACCUGUCCCGGUUGACGGUGUCUCUGUCGACACUAUGCAGACUACACGCAAUCCGUUUGCUACCCAGCCUCGAAGCCCCAUCGCGAUUUUGAAGUCGGAGGAAAGCGUGCCCAAAGCUCUAGGCCCGCCGAGUCCCGACGUCUCUCCACGCUUCGUGGCGGUUGACAAGCGGCCAUCUACAUCACCCCAUAUGCUUCCGCCUAGCAUCCCUCCCUUCUCGCUGUCUGCUGGUGCCUCCCCCUCGGAUUCAUCGUUCCCGUCGCCCGAUGCUCCACGCUUCAACGACCGCAAUUUCUCGAGCCACUCCUACCACCAUCUUCCUUCAGACUAUCCUUACGCCUCAGUGGAGGAUGUCCCCUCCCUCACAAGUAGCACGUCGACCAUGACGAACACCAUGCAUCGCUUUUCUGCUACUUUCUUCCCUCGCGAUCGCCUGUCGACUGACCGAGCCGCAUCCUUCUCAGCCGCAGUCCACCGACGCGGCAGUCAAGCCAAUACUUCCAAGCGCUCUAGCUUGGCGAGUCUGUCCAAACUUGUUGGCGGGCCCCAUUCGGAGCGCAGCAAACUCUACCAAGAGGAGAAGCCUCCAGGGGAUGCACUUGACAAGUCCAAGAAGAAGCGUCGUCUCAGUCGUCUCAUGCAAUUUUGGAAAGUGAGGGACAAGGAGAAGCAUACAGAGCCGGCCGCGCCUCCCGACGGGCCGGUAGAAGAGUAA